Physcomitrium patens is the source of this 3312-nucleotide messenger RNA. Its product is annotated as chromatin remodeling protein DDM1. Gene Ontology annotation, molecular function: ATP binding. The record is from RefSeq and is a predicted model, not a curated record. Lineage: Eukaryota; Viridiplantae; Streptophyta; Bryopsida; Funariales; Funariaceae.
GCCCUAAAUUCAAGGCAAAAGACGGCGGUGAAGACCCUCGUCUAUAAAACCUCUGUUUCCUCGUCGGGAAAUUCUGACCGUUAGCGCCGGGCUGCCACUCCCGCAGAUUCGGGUCCACCUAAGCGAGCUUCGAAAGCGGCCAAUCAGCAUCACGGCACUUUCCCGCGUUUGGUUCGAAACCUCUGCCGUUGCAUCGCCCGUCCCUCAAAUCGGACUUGGGCACAUCCAUGCAUCACAAUCAUCAGCCUGUCAGGCUCGCAUUGUUGGUCUCCCGGACUUCAAUCGAAGCUGGGAUCUCACUGCUCAGUCACUGCAACAGUCUCGUCCUGUUAGAAACGGAAAAAGCAGCAAUCGAAUCUCCUUCUUGAGGGUAUUCGUCAAUGGUCGUCAUCCGGCGUAUUCAUGUCGCAUUCUCCAGUGGACAAGACAGGGGUCUUUGGAGCCAUGAGUCGUAAGUGUUGAGAAAUUGGAAAGGAGAGGGGUUCAGCUGCCGAGUUGCGCUUUGUUAAGUUCUGUUGUAGAAGUGAGAAAUGGUUUUUAAGCGGAAGUCUGCCGGUCGUAAUGGUGAUCAACCGAGGAAAAGAGGACGAUGGGCGAAACGAUCCCCUGUGGCUGAAGAGAAAGACGAGGCGAAAGAGCAGGCGAAAGAAGUGAUAGAGCAGGUGUCAGGAGAAGGCACAGCUGCUGCUCCACUCAAAAUCAAAGAAGAUGAUGUUGCUGCAGAUGAGAAAGGACAUGCCGAAUCGCCCGUUUCAGUGCUGUGUGACGAGGGAGUAUCUGUGGCAACCGACGACGUAGUCGUUACAGAGAAAAUGUUGGAGGAAGAAAAGCGUCUCGCGGAGAUCAGAGCCGCUGAAGAAGCUGCGGAGGCAGAAGCACUGUUAAAAGCUGCACCUGACAUGGACGAAUCUUCAUUCAGCAAACUCGAUCAGCUCCUUAAUCAAACGAAGAUGUAUUCGGAGUUUCUUCUUGAGAGAAUGGAUGACAUUGCCCUGGCUCCUGAUGAACAAGAGGAAGGCGGAAAAGGGGACGUCAAAGACACAGAGAAGAAAGGAGGGGGCCGGAGAGGAGCGGCUGGCAAGGCUAAAAAAGCAAAAGAAGCGAAAGAGGCCAUGGACGCUCAAAUUGCUAGAGUAGAGGGAGAAGCUGAGGAAGAGGUAGUGUUGGAGGAUACGAAGUUUAUGACCGAAGAGGAGCGGAAUUACAAGGAGCAACAGGAGAUCUGCCCGCUUCUUACCGGAGGGAGGUUGAAAGGCUAUCAACUGAAGGGUAUAAAGUGGAUGAUUUCCUUGUGGCAAAAUGGCCUCAAUGGGAUUUUGGCUGACCAGAUGGGGCUAGGAAAAACGGUGCAGACGAUUGGUCUUCUUUCUCACUUGAAGGGGAAGAAGAUGCAUGGCCCAUUUUUGAUUGUAGGGCCUCUCUCGACACUAUCCAAUUGGGUCAGCGAAAUCAAAAGAUUCGUGCCAUCAAUGAAUGUUCUUUUAUACCAUUCAUCGGAAGGGAGAGUUGGUCGUGAGAAGCUCCGUAGACAGCACAUGCCCACUAGUGUGCCGAAAGAAUCCUUUCCAGUCAUUGUCACUUCUUUUGAGGUAGCCAUGAACGAUAGAAGGUUUUUAGCCAAGUAUAAGUGGAAGUAUAUCAUUGUGGAUGAGGGACACAGGCUCAAGAACUGUGAUUGUAAGUUAUUGAGAGAACUCAAGCAGUUGUCGGCCGAGAACCUACUGUUGUUGACGGGAACACCCCUUCAGAAUAAUUUGCCAGAAUUGUGGUCUUUGUUGAACUUUAUUCUUCCUAAUAUCUUCACCUCACUUCAAGAAUUUCAAUCCUGGUUCGACAUUGCUGGAAAAGCUUCUGGAAAUAACAACGCGCUAGAGUCGCGGAAAGUUCAGGUGGUAUCCAAGCUACAUCAUAUAUUGCGGCCUUUCUUGCUGCGACGUCUGAAGUCUGAAGUUGAAAAAUCUUUGCCUAAGAAAAAGGAAAUAAUCCUGUACACACCAAUGACCGAGAAGCAAAAGGCAUUCAAUGACCAUCUUGUGGCUAAGACACUCAAUGAGUAUUUUGCUGAGAAAGGAAACAGUUCUGGGGCAAUGUUGAAGGCACAGCUCAACAGUGUAUGCAUGCAACUUCGAAAGAACUGCAAUCAUCCAGAUCUCUUCCAUUCUCACUUUGAGGACGAUAUUAACUAUCCUCCUGUGGAUGAGUUAGUAGCACAGUGUGCCAAAUUUAAGCUCAUGGAUCGGUUGCUGGUUAAGUUAAGAGAAAGGGGUCACAAGGUCCUUAUAUUUUCUCAAAUGACCAAGAUUCUUGACUUACUGGAAUACUACUUGGAAGAGCGAGGCCAUAAUCCUUGCCGAAUAGAUGGUGGUGUGCAACAGAGUGUUAGACAGGAACAGAUCAGAAGUUUUAACGAGGAAAAGUCGAGGUUUGUCUUUUUAUUGAGUACCCGAGCGGGAGGGCUCGGUAUCAAUCUCACUGCCGCAGAUACUGUUAUCUUAUAUGAUAGUGACUGGAAUCCACAUAUGGACAUGCAAGCCAUGGAUCGUUGUCAUCGAAUUGGACAGACCCGCCCUGUUCAUGUGUAUCGGUUGGCAACUGCAAAGUCUGUAGAGUGCCACAUGCUGAAGGUGGCAACUGGCAAGUUGAAGCUAGAGCACCUUGUGAUCGAGAAAGGUCAUUUUAAACAGGAAAAGGAGCCCUCGAAGACUGUCUUGCAGGAAAAGGAUUUGGUGGCUAUUCUUACAUGCAACCAAGGCGAAGAAGAGGAAUACGUGCAAAGCAGAGAGAUAAGCGAAGAGGAUCUGGCGAUUGCUAUGGACCGUAGAGAACUAGUAAUCGGCACUGAGGAGUGCAUCAAACAGGGAAUACCAUUACUCCCCAAGAGAGGUCCUGGCUGGGAAGAAGUAUUCCAAGGUGGUUCGGAUGGUAACCUUCUUUCGUCCAUAGAAGGCUACAGGAAGGUGGCUCAGACAGCAGCUGCAAGUUGAGUCAGUAAUGUAGCAGGAGGCGAAUUUUGUAUUGUAAAACACUGUUGGUUUGACUGUUUUGGCCACUGAUAGCUCCCAGACCAUUUAUUGUAGCUGGUUGUAAGUACCCAUAUUAUUGUCUUGCUCCUGACGUCACUCAAGGUGGUCUUGAACCACUGACAAGCAAUUCCGUCGCCAGCCGUGAGAGGGAAUUGAACUUAAUCCAUGAGUGUCUUCAAGCUGUCUUUGGAAGGUUUCUGUAGUUUCUUCCAUUGUGGUUUGACAUGCUGCACUCUCAUUCACCAAACAUCUUUUUUCCUUCCUAUCAAUUCAUCUUUUUUACCGAACU